Messenger RNA from Gambusia affinis (western mosquitofish), 10684 nucleotides. It is a transcript of the gene grik3, whose product is annotated as glutamate receptor ionotropic, kainate 3. Gene Ontology annotation, cellular component: kainate selective glutamate receptor complex; presynaptic membrane; plasma membrane. The coding region runs from base 749 to 3673 and encodes 974 amino acids. Gene Ontology annotation, biological process: monoatomic ion transport; modulation of chemical synaptic transmission; synaptic transmission, glutamatergic. Lineage: Eukaryota; Metazoa; Chordata; Actinopteri; Cyprinodontiformes; Poeciliidae. Gene Ontology annotation, molecular function: transmitter-gated monoatomic ion channel activity involved in regulation of postsynaptic membrane potential; kainate selective glutamate receptor activity. The record is from RefSeq and is a predicted model, not a curated record. The transcript has 16 exons.
CCUCUAGUGGCACCGUGGAAGCAGGGUCGUCAGACGCACGCAGAUACACGGCUGCCCGCAUUAUAUCCGAAACCAACACAUAGUAAAGCGUUCGUUAAUUCAAGGCUAUGUAGCAAGAAUCUUUUUGAACAGAUGGACAUUCCUCAGUGACCUCCCUUUUGCCAAUGACGGUGCGCAACCGGACCGGAGCGGGUUUCCUUUCCCUGCAUUCUGAGCAGUUUGCAGAAGUGAAGCGAUCAGGACUAGAGUGACUAAACUACAAGAAGCAUUUCUGAGUCACCGAAGUAUGUUGAAAUUUAUCAACAAUCACAGUGCAAGCUGACGAAGACAAAAUCAUUCGAGGAGAGCCAAACUUCCGCAGGCGCAGAUCUAGUCGUCCACAGUGGCGCAGCGAAGCGCAUGAGUUCGGCUCGGCUUUUCUGCCUGUAGACAGACAGCACCGUGUGCAGGAGGGUAUACAGAGAGACUCCUGCGGGGUAAUUGUUUUCAGCCUGCAGAAGCAGGUGUUUUCGCUGAUCCGCUAGCGAGAGACGGAGGGGGGCUUAUCCUCAUCUUUCUUUCUAAGAUUGGUGAGAAGAAAAAAAGAAAAGAAACCCGAGGAGAAUGUUGCACCAAGAACAAUGAGCGCAGAGUUGUCGCAUUUUACCCAAAUCCACACAUGCUCUGUAGAAUUCAGUUUUCAUGAGCAAUUCUGACUCAUCUUUGGAAUUUCUAGAGAGAAAAAAGUGGAUCCAACGACUUUGCAACCAUGCGAAAUACUUGGCUGUCUCCCCGGAGUGCGAUUUGGGAAUAUUGGACUUCGCUGAUUGCAUUCCUCUUUUGGAUUCAGUACUCUUGCGGGAUGCCUCAUGUUAUACGAAUUGGUGGGAUUUUCGAACAAACAGAUGGACCUGUUUCACUUGUUAGUGCAGAAGAACUUGCCUUUAAAUUUGCUGUGAAUAAUAUAAACAGAAACAGGACUUUGUUGCCAAACACAACACUAACGUACGACAUACAGAGGAUUAAUAUCUACGACAGCUUUGAGGCAUCGAGAAAAGCUUGUGACCAGCUGUCACUAGGUGUGGUUGCAAUAUUUGGGCCUUCACAUAGCUCAUCUUCAAAUGCUGUGCAGUCCAUCUGCAAUGCACUGGAAGUGCCACACAUCCAGGUGCGGUGGAAACAUCACCCAAUGGACAACAGGGACACUUUUUAUGCCAAUUUAUACCCAGAUUACUCAUCAUUAAGCUAUGCCAUUCUGGACCUCGUGCAGUAUCUUAAAUGGAAAACAGCCACUGUUGUAUAUGACGACAGCACAGGUCUAAUAAGGUUACAGGAGCUGAUAAUGGCCCCAUCAAGGUAUAACAUUCGAUUAAAGAUCCGCCAGCUUCCUCUAGAUACGGAGGAUACAAGGCCUCUUCUUAAGGAAAUGAAGAGAAGUCGGGAGUUCCGCAUCAUCUUUGACUGCAGUCACCACAUGGCUGCACAAAUUCUCAAACAGGCCCAGACCAUGGGGAUGAUGACAGAGUAUUACCACUAUAUCUUCACCACUCUGGACCUGAUGGCUAUUGAUCUUGAGCCAUAUCGCUUUUGUGGUGUCAACAUGACUGGCUUUCGCAUCCUCAAUGUGGACAAUCCCCAGGUUGCAUCUAUUGUGGAGAAAUGGUCAAUGGAAAGGCAAAUUCCACCUAAGCCAGAUUCAGGCCUGCUGGAAGGCAUCAUGACGACAGAUGCAGCUCUGACCUAUGAUGCUGUCCACAUUGUGUCCGUCUCAUACCAGCACGCUCCACAGAUGACUGUGAACUCACUGCAGUGCCACCGACAUAAACCCUGGAGAUUCGGAGGCCGCUUCAUGAGUUUCAUCAAAGAGUCUCACUGGGAUGGUUUGACUGGAAGAUUGUCCUUCAACAAGACAACUGGGUUACGUACAGACUUUGACUUGGACAUCGUCAGUCUAAAGGAGGAUGGACUUGAAAAAGUGGGGAAGUGGAGUGUGUCAGGAGGUCUUAACAUCACGGAAGUGCCGAAGCGAAAAGGGAUGAACAUCACUGAUUCUCUGUCUAACCGUUCUCUUGUCAUCACCACCAUUCUGGAGGAGCCAUAUGUCAUGCUUAAGAAGUCUGACAAGGCACUGGUUGGGAACGACCGUUUUGAAGGAUUCUGCAUCGACUUGCUGAAAGAGCUCGCCAAAAUCCUGGGCUUCACGUAUGAGAUCCGCCUGGUGCCUGAUGGAAAAUAUGGCUCACAGGAUGACAAGGGGCAGUGGAAUGGCAUGAUUAGGGAACUUAUAGAACAUAGAGCAGACUUGGCAGUGGCCCCUCUCACCAUUACCUAUGUGCGUGAAAAAGUCAUUGACUUCUCAAAGCCCUUCAUGAGUAUGGGCAUCAGCAUCCUAUAUCGCAGACCCAAUGCCACAAACAACGGCUUCUUCUCCUUCCUAAACCCCAUGACUCCAGACAUCUGGGUGUACAUUCUGCUGGCAUACCUGGGUGUUAGCUGUGUUCUUUUUGUCAUUGCAAGGUUUAGCCCAUAUGAAUGGUACGACGCUCAUCCCUGUAAUCCUGGGUCGGACGUGGUGGAGAACAACUUCACGCUCCUCAACAGCUUCUGGUUUGGAGUUGGUUCCUUAAUGCAACAAGGCUCGGAACUGAUGCCCAAAGCCCUGUCGACCAGGAUAAUAGGUGGAAUCUGGUGGUUCUUCACGCUCAUCAUAAUAUCGUCAUAUACAGCUAAUUUAGCAGCUUUCCUUACCGUGGAGAGGAUGGACUCACCCGUGGAUUCAGCUGAUGACAUUGCCAAGCAGACCAAGAUCGAGUAUGGCGUGGUCAGAGAUGGAGCAACAAUGGGUUUCUUCAAGAAAUCAAAGGUUUCUACAUUUGAGAAGAUGUGGGCUUUCAUGAGCAGCAGGCCGAGAACGUCUCUGGUGAAAUCUGUGGAAGAUGGGGUUCAGAGGGUGCUGAAGUCUGACUAUGCACUCAUUACAGAGUCCACCACGAUUGAUUAUAUCACUAGAAGAAACUGUAACCUGACACAAGUGGGAGGGCUUAUUGACAGCAAAGGCUACGGCAUCGGCACUCCCCUUGGCUCGCCAUACAGGGACAAAAUCAGCAUAGCCAUCCUCAGCAUCUUAGAGGAUGGGCUUCUUCACGUUCUGAAAGAGAAGUGGUGGAGCGGAAGCAGCUGCUUGGAUGAGGAGCGUCGUGAGGCGGGCCCCAUGGGGAUCCAGAACCUGGGUGGUAUAUUCAUUGUGCUGGCAUCUGGUCUGGUGCUGUCUGUCUUUGUGGCAGUUGCUGAAUUUAUCUACAAGCUGAGAAAGACCGCUGAACGUGAACAGGUCUUUGUGCAGCGCCAUGGUGGACGAGAUCAGACUGUCGUUCACCUGCGAGAGACGGGUGAAACACAAGCCUCAGCCCCCGGUCAUGAUGAAGACGGAUGCAGUGAUCAACAUGCACGCCUACAACGACCGACGACUCCCAGGAAAGGACAUGAGCUGCAGCACUGGGAUGACUCCUGUGUUCCCCUGACAAUGUGUUCCCCGCAGGGCAAGAACCUCGUGAGCAGCAUUUCAGGGGCAGUGCUGGAGCCCAGGGACAAUGGCAUAGACGGGAUCACCAGAUACAUCAUUAACAACAGUGACAUGGGAACACUUACAAAACAUGGGCAACUCAAAUUGGCAGCAUCAGCCACACAGGUAUGACAGACACCACUGUAAUCAACACUACAAAAAAUAUGUGGUUGUGGUUGUAAAGGUUGUGCAAGAGGCAGAAAAAACAACCUGACAAAGGAAACGGUACACCCAAAUAUGAAUCAGUUCAAGUCUGAUGUUUACAUAUGUACCACAAGAGAAAACACAAUAUUCAGUGGACCCUGAGUCACUUAAAAGAUUAAAAAUUUUAUGUGAAAACAUGGCCUGGCAAAUGAAAAAAGGCUUUUUGAAAAUGGCAAUAAAUGACUUUGAUACAGUUCCAGAAGGAUAAGGAGUUUUGUUAUAAAUCAUGGUUAUAUAUGAAGUUCUUUUGUUGAGCCUGUUGAUUUUCACAAAACUGAAUGACCUUUGGCAGCAGAAAGAGUUACCUCAAAUAUGUACAGGUUCAGCUGGGCGUCUGUGUCAUUUAGUGUUGGCAACACUGUGACUGGUAGAACCUACAGCAAGAUGUGAAACAGUAAAUUUACAUCUGAUGUAGCUGUGAUGUGUACCUAAAAAUACUAUUAUACAAAAACAACCGCAAUUGCUCAUGCAAAGUGGAUUGUGGACACAUCAGCUGUAUAUUAAAAACAUAAGAUUCUAACUUGGGAUAUUUGACAUGAUUUUUGACUUUUUUUCAAGGUUCAUUUUUCUUUCAAAUUACUUUGUACAUAAUUAGAUUAUUACUAGAUAACAUGUUGAUUGCCAAAGACCUGACCAUUCAGCAGAUUUAUACUCAGAACAUCAAGAGCCAGAGCUCUUUAAUAACCAGGUGUUCAUUUAACAGUGAAUUAGAGGGGCUGAAGUGGGACUUUAAAGGACUCAUUCUCCAGUUUAUUUGCUGUAAGAGGCAUUCAGAUCUAACUAUCUGUGUCUGGUUAUGGCUGGACGUGGCUCACUAUGUGAUUCCAAUUAUAUGAUAACCUGGAAUAAAGAACACUAUGGAAUCAAAUCAUUCAUACAAAAAUCUAAAACUGAAAUGGAUAACAAAAUCUGAACAUUUUAGUAAAAAAAACAGAACAACAACAUAAUUGUACUAAAAUAAUUGUACUAAAUUAUUUUAGUACAAAUAAUUUCAUUUGUACUAAAAUAACACUCCAGUUUUAACAGAAUAAGAUCUAUAGCAUUUCUUGACUACUUUUUUCAUUUUGAUAUGUAGACUAAAGCAAAAAUUAGGAUCAUCACCUGUGAAAUUGAGCAUAAAUGUUUAAGUGUUUUAAUUUACACCACCAAGGCAUAAGAAGAUAAAUACUGACAGGCAAAGACUAGAAAACCGAUUAGAAUUUCAACUUGAUACUCAGUAGCAGAUGAGAUCAAUUUGAAAAGAAGUGAAUAUUUAAUAUAUAUAGUUGCUGCAGAAAAGCAGGAAAAUACGGAAGUGUAUGAAUUUUAGUAAGAAUAUAAGAAGGGCCUAUUUGUGUUGGCUUGACAACUGGAUCAGAGCAUCUACAAAACUGGACCUCUUGGUUGUGGUCUGCAGCGGACAGUUUCAAUUUAAAUUGUCCAAGGAAGAAAAGUGAUGAACUGGGACCACAAUCAGUCAAGGCCUAUUGAUGCACAUGAACAGAAAAAGGUAGCCUGCUUGGUCCAACAGAUGUGUUGUGGCUCAAAAUGUAAUACUACCUAUGAAAGAAAGGUGUCAAGAAUGUCCAGUGCAUCAGGGAUUGUAGAGUAAGAAACUGCAUAGCUGCAGAUAAGUUUGGGUGUCCAUCCAUUUGCUGACCCCUGUCCACUACCUCAGAUAUGGAAAUAGGACAGUGGAAGAUAGUGGAGUGGUUCCCAUGAAGGGUGUUUGUCUUUAUUUAUUUAUAUUUCUUUUAAAUGGAUGGGCCUGUGCCUUGCCUAUCUGGGGAAUACAAGGCACUGCAGGAAAAAGACAAGCCAGCACAGGCUAUGUGAUGCCUUGGGCAAUGUCCUGAUGGUAAACUUUGAGUUCUGGGAUCUAUGAGGUUGUUGCUUUGACAUGUACCAGUUACUCAAGCAUUCUUGCAGACCAUGUACACACUUUCAUAUAAAAUCAUUUCUUUGAUGAUUGUAGGCUCAUUGGAAAUAAUGUUCCAUGCCACAAAACAAAAAAUGGCUCUCCAAUACUUUGAUUUGUCAAAUUGCCCUCCAAAUUUCCCAGAUGUCAGUCAAAUUGAGCAUCUGUGGCAUGUGUAAGACAAACAAGUCUGAUCUAUGGAGGGCCCAUCCAAAAGUUACAGGACUUAAAUGACCUGUUGUGAACAUCUUGGAGCCAGAUACCACAGCAGACCUUCAGGGGUCUAGUGGAGUCCAUUAUUCGGCUAGUCAUGGAUGUUUUGUUGGCAAAAGCAAGACCAACCCACUAUUUAUGGCACUAAUGCCAUGCUUUAUUGUGUGUAUACAAUACCUGUUUUCUAUAUUCUACUCUUUUAGCAGAAAACAAAUAUCACACUGACAUUAGCUAGUGGUCUACCUGGGCUAUUUGCUGUUGUUGGUAGUUGACUACUGAACACCCUGCUAGAAGCUAGUUAUCCUAACAGGAGGGAUCAUUGGCACUCCUUCAAUUUUCUUGAAAUAGCUUGUUUUACCCAGUCAACAACAUUUACAGCUUUAUUGUAAGAAAUGAAAAAUUACUGGAGUCAUCUUUUGGCGGUGUCCAGAAACAGGUUGGGGAGGAGUGGUGUUCCAUUAAAUAGACCAAUAAAAAUGCUUGUUAUUCCAGAACUGUCUGCACAUUAAAUGGUAAGGUACAUUGACAAAUUUGAGUACUUCUUGCCAGUCUUCUCAGAAAGUGAAACUCAUGUCAUAUAGAAUCAUCACAUAAGUAAUGCUAUAUUCCAAGCCUUUGUUUCUUGUAAUUUUGAUGACUAUGGUUUAUAGAUAAUUUUAAAAAAGCAACUCAAAAUCCACUGCCUCAGAAACUUUUAUAUUGUGAAAAAUACCAUUAUUAAAUUCCUGGUGUCCCAUGUUAAUAAGCUAAUUAACUCAAAGAACUUGCACAGGUUCCCUGUUCUUUUAAAUAGUCUUAACCCUCUGGAGUCCAUGGACACGUAUACAGUAUUUUUUACAUGUCUGCUUUGCGUCGACGCAGCAGCAAGACUCCACCUCCCCCAUUCUCACUUUCAACUUGUGCUUAAAGUAGCCUAUACAUUUUAAGCUACACACCAGUUUUUAAAUUGUGUUAAUAGGCCAAGUAAAAACGGAGUUAUGCUAAAAUAAGUAAACCAUAUUUUUCGGAAUGUCAGAAAUGUUAAAAACGGGCUUUUCUAGGAACGUGACAGGAAAUGAGCUUCAAACGCAAAAAACGAAACGCAACAUUAGAUUCCUUUGUUAUUGGAAAUCGCACAUCUUCAACAAAUAAUUAUGGGCUGUAUCUUGUUGCUAAGAAACGAAGUAAAGUUGCUCAAGUUACGGUGAAGAGAAGCGGAAACGGAGUAGCGGCGUAGGCAGUGAGAUCGCAAAAUUGAUGCAAAGAUAUCGGGGCGAUCGGUGGCAUCCCUAACUAAUUUCUUUUUAGCUUAGUGGUUUCUGUUCUGUAUACAAAGGAUUAUGUGAAGAAUGAACGCGCUGCAGCAGCGUUCUGUUUUGUGCCGGAAGACGAAGAGGGGAAACCCGAAGCCGCAAUCUGAGCGCAGUGAGGAUUGACAUGAUGAUGAUGGCAGAUCGAUCGUUCUUAUUAGCAACUGACAGAGUAUCAGAGACUGAGAGUAUGAUGAGAUUCUGGCAGUCUGAGAGGCAGAUACUCAGAGAUCCAAGCAGGGGAAUGGCGGCACUGCGCAGCUGCGAGGAGUCGAUCACUACGGGGUGAUGCAGAGCCGCUCCCCCAGCAGCUAGUAGUAAACAGCUUACACCCACGGCUAUCUCCGGGAGCCAAGGUUUUUCCUAUAUUCCAAAAGACCUUUUUUACCUUGUUCCCCCAAACAAUUAUACAUUUUUUGUCAUCUUGUUUUGACUUAUGAUGUUUUUUCAAAAAAUUGCCUACAAACGAAUGAAGAAUUGCCUUCAUUUUCAUGCUAAUAAUGUUGUAAAACUGUGUUGUUUGCAAUAUUUUUACAUCAGUUUAAGAAAUUUACAGUAUAUAUUGUAAUUCUAAAUCAUAAAAAACAUUUUUUGUGAAUAUUCGACAUUUUCACAGUGAAUUAUUUUUUUUUUUUUCAAAUCGGAUUUAGUUUUUCUGUAACUCAAGGUCCAAAAUGCAGCCACAGUAUGUCCAAAAGUAAAAACUAAAUGUAAAUUCAUAAAGUUCAGCUUGUCCUGAAAAAAAAUGAUACCACAUGAGGCAAUAUUAUAAAUGAUAUUUUGGUCUCUUUUAGGGUAAAAUCAAAAUUGGUCAAAAACGACCUUAUGUACCGGGAUCCCAGAGGGUUAAUCUAUAAAAUAACUAUUUUUCUGAGAUGACUGGCAAGAAAUAUUGCACUUUUACACAAUAUUAGAUUUAUUUUAGAUCUAGCUAUCAUAUUAUGGAUUAAUGGGAUGACAUUACUGUAACUUGAUUAUUAAGAUUCAGUAUUCCUUGUUCCUAGUAAAUUAUCCAUACCUAGUCCAGUCAUUGCAGCUUUUUCAUGUAAGCCUUUACAUUUUGUUGAACCAUUGUCCUUUAAUGCUGUUGUCCUCCCAUGUUUUUUUAUGAAUUGACAAGUCUCCACAUAAAUUAAGUUAUAUAAAUUAAUCUGUGAUAGGUUCUCUCUGUUCUUGAAUAGCAUUUUUCUUCAUAAAAUUGUGCUUUUGGAACAGAUACAAUUUACUUUCAGUUUACUGACUUUUAUAUCAGUGGGUAUAAUAUUCUACAAGGUUCAGUGUAUAGACAAGAGCCACAACUUCAGUGCUCCCCUUUCCAAACUGUUCCAAACAGAACAAGACUUUUAUUGGCUUCAUUUUUGUCGUUACUCCAGUCUUCACCAAGUACUAUGUUAUUUUUUUUUAGAAAGAUGAGUUCUGUUUUAUAUGAAUCAUUUUUGUGGGCAACUUCAAAAUUCGUAUUAAAAUCCUUGAUAGACUCACUGACCAAUCUCCUCCAGCAGAAACACUCCUCCCACAGUGUUUCAUAGCAUGAUGUCUCCUUAAGCAAGACUUGUGUUGACUUUGACAGUUUCCCUUUGGAUGACUUUGCAACCAUUUUGUAGUUGCUAGUGCCACUGCUUUAUCCUAUGUUGGAUUGAUUCUGAAUUGCUUUGAACCAAUUAAACAUUCAAGAAGUGUAGAUGCUUAUUGCAAACCAAUUACAUCAGAAAAAUUAUGUCUAGCUAGCAAAAUACAUUUGGUUACUCCAACUUCUGUUACCUUCUUGGAAAUAGCACCAAUUAUCAAUUCUACAGCAACAGCUCUGGGUAUAAGGUGGAUAUUUUAAGGGCGUAAAUAACUGGUUUUUACUGAAAGUUAAGUGCAUUUAAUCAGGCUAUAUUCAUUAAAUUCUCAACUACUCUUUGGUUGAUUGUGACCACAGAGUGCCUGGAUGCCACAUUUUUCAAACACAUAUUCAAAGUCUUUCCAUGUCAGGUGUAAUUUAAAAGAAUUUUGAAAAUAAGUUAGAAUUAUUUUAUUUUUGAAAAAUUAAAAAAAAGCAUAAAAAAGGCUUGGGUUUAAAAGAAAAAUGAACCACUUUUGAAGGGGAUCUCAGAAUAGAUGAUUGGUCGGCUUACUUACCUGGUCUGGACUUGUACUGAAAGACUGUAUGGUAAUUUGAGAAAGAAUAGUCAAUUAUUCUUGUGUUUGUUUUGACUGUAAUGCCUAUAAAUGUUUUUAUCUCCAGCAAAAUCCCCCAGAAUACGGAUCAGAGGAGUCUGUAAGUUGCCAUUAUGCUGAAGCAGAGAGAACAUUGAACCUCUGUGAGGUUUACAUUGUCUAUACACAGUGACAAAUGAGAGAAAAUAUCUAUCUAUGAUUCAAGGAAACUUUAAUCUGUAAAAUUUAGCAUUGGUUUGGUAGAGACUCGCUGUAUAAUUGUUUAUCGAUUCUCUUCUGCUAAGUAGAGUAUGUAGAUAAGAUUGGCAGGAGAAGAUGUAUUUUACUAAAUUUAUACAGUUAUAUAUUCAUUCUGUUCACAAAUAUGUUCUAGAUGCUAUUUAUUUCAUCAGGCCACUUUACCCUUCCUCCCCACUUUAAGCCGAAUCCACUUCCCCCAAACCCUGUUUAUUUCAUAGAAAUACGUUUGAAAAUGAUAUAUUGGAUUCUUUUCUAGAUGAGAAAAUGUAUGUAAAUUGUCUUUUAUGAUGGCUAAUAUAUUUCUAUAUGGUAAAAAUAAAGUGGAGAGAUUGAGCUUCCCUAAGAGUUCAAGGGAUAUUCCCUCAGAGUAGGCGUUUUUUGUGUCAGUGGACCUUUAUUUUUCACAAAUUCCCCUUUACAACCUGGUCUAAGGUAUAAUUGCUGCUGAUCUACAGUUAUACUAUUGUAACGUCACACUGAUGUGUACUGGAACUUUUCUUGGAGGUGAUUAAAAGACUUUUGAGACUCAUUGUACAACAUGUCUUUAAUGUGUGGCAACAACAAUACCGGAAUGAAAUUCUGUUAAUUCUAACAUGGCUGGUUCAGUCCAUUUAGUUACUGAAUAUGAACAUCUUUUUUAAAAAUAAAUAAUGUGAAUAAUGUCAUUUUACACAAAACUGUAAGAAAUGUGAGAGAAAAGUUACAGAAAAUGUAAUCUACAUAAACCUGUUCUAUUACCUGUAUGUGAUAAAUGUUUUUAUUUUCAUCCUUUUUUCAUUUUUACCUUUUUAAGCCCUAACGCUUCUAUCAUCUGGCAAAAUACCCUCCCAAAUAUAUGAGAAAUAUGUUGGUGCCAACCAGGGUUUUCUUUGUGAACAUACAGACUUUCUAUGAAUAUAGUUUUUGUAAGAUUUUGCUAAGAAAAUAUGAAAAAAUUAUUGAAAAAGUGGGACAGGUGUAUUUGUUUUCAUUGUAACUGUAUGUGUAAAAAGAGCAUCUCAAUAAUACACUGGAGGGUAUCAGCAAACUACUAUAGAAAACUUACUGAACUAUUCUUUUUAACACACUGUGAAUAAUUUAAUUGUACAGUUUGCUGUAUGGGUUAAAUGAAGUUUUAAAUAAAAAAAAUACAACCUA